This is a messenger RNA of Striga asiatica, 1465 nucleotides long. The record is from the annotation of a GenBank genome assembly. NCBI's taxonomy places the organism in Eukaryota, Viridiplantae, Streptophyta, Magnoliopsida, Lamiales, Orobanchaceae.
UUAAGGGAAAAAAAAAAACAGUCGGCGCAUCGAGCCAUUGGCAUCCAGAACUGUUGUUAGAAUCGCGCAAAGAUCCACUUCAAAAAUAGCUCCCCAAACAUCAAUAUUUCUUUCCACAAAAGCUUCCUUCUUUACUCUCUAUAGAACCCUGAAUUUAUAACCAACCAAUUCUCGGAGUCUCUGUUAUAACUCUUCCUUAUCUCCCUCAAUUUCCAUUUCAGGUCUUCAAAUUCUGUGAGAGGAAUCAAAGUUUGGGGAGAACGGUCGAGGCAACCAUCAGUACCAGUAUCGUUUGCCUUGGAGCUCGGUUAACGUUAAGUGAAAGAAACAGACAAGCAUGUCAAGCAGUGGUUCGUCGAACACGAGAUCUUAUCACGGGCAUGCAGCGGAUAAUAAUUGCCACCGAAACUUGGAAGCAAUGCUGCCACAUAAUUUGUACAAUUCUGGUAGCUCCACUAAUAUUAAUGAUGAUUCAGAACGUUCGUCUGCCACCUGUAUUUCUCCCUCGUCAUCACGGGGUAUGGCAAUUUCGGAAACUCAUCCUACAAAUUUGGUAGGUGGAGACAAUUCCCGGAUUCCCUUUUUGCCACAUGAGAUUAUGAUGUCUUCGAGAUCGCCUUUAGGCUCGUCCUCAAAUGAUGAGGUGGCAGGCACACGAGUUCGGACAGGUUUGCAGUUUUCGGCGGAAGCGCCAGGUGGCCGUUUUAAUGCUCGGGAUGCUUCGUUGACUGAUGAGGAGAGAGAGAUUCUGAUUGAUCAAGUCUUCAACCUGAUGCAGAUGGACGACCAAUUUCUACCCGAGGAUAAUAUACCUACUGAUCCUUAUGUGAGUAGAUAUGGUGAGUCGCGCGACAUAUACAGAGACAUGAGACUUGAUAUUGACAGUAUGUCAUAUGAGGAAUUGCUGACCUUGGAGGAAAACAUAGGGAAUGUGAAUAGUGGCGUGAGCCGCACAAAAAUAAGAGGCUCUAUGAGACAAUGGAAAUAUGCCGUGCCAGACUUGAAGUUGUGCUGCAUAUGUCAGGAGGAUUACGCUGCUGGAGAUGAUGCCGGGAAACUCGAUUGUGGUCAUGAGUUUCACACGGGUUGCAUUGAACGGUGGUUAGUACUGAAGAAUGUAUGCCCCAUCUGUAAAGUGACGGCCAUUGGAACUUGACGAAGUCUUUUUCUGGCUGGAGGGCAGAACGGUCAAAUCCUCCAAAAUCAUUCUUAGAAGUUAGAACCUUGCAGGUUUAACAUUAAUGCUUGUUUGUGUUCUUAUAGCAAAGAGUACAAUAACUGAGAUUGUAAAUAGUACUAGGAAAUUUAAAACUUUGUGAUUUUAUAUAACUUUUGAUUUCAACAUGUGAAUUAAGAGAAAAGUAAAAAUAGGAGGUUGAUUAUCAGUUUUGCUAUGGAGUCCUCCAAUAAAUAUACAUUGGACAUGUGUCAAUACAUUAAGUGGUAUAUGACUCCAUAGAAUUUU